This is a messenger RNA of Myotis daubentonii (Daubenton's bat), 1448 nucleotides long. RefSeq names its product doublecortin domain containing 2B (gene DCDC2B). NCBI's taxonomy places the organism in Eukaryota, Metazoa, Chordata, Mammalia, Chiroptera, Vespertilionidae. Gene Ontology annotation, cellular component: microtubule organizing center; microtubule. The record is from RefSeq and is a predicted model, not a curated record. Gene Ontology annotation, biological process: intracellular signal transduction.
UUUCAGUGUGAUCUCUGCCACUGCCUCUCACCGAGCCCCAGCAUCUUCCUGUAUACAGUGAUUACACCCUCUCUGCUCUGGUGAGGCCCCUGCAAGGGCAGAUUGAAUGAGACCCUGAAUGUCGAUAGAUGUUCCUGCCGAGGCUCUCCCUGCAUUCCUGAGUGAGAGGGCAGGCCUCCACCUCUGACUGGCACUGCUCCCAGGCCUGCCUGAGUUGCCUGGCAACAGCUCUGCGUCUCUAGCUGAGAGCACACUAUGGCAGCCAAGAGGGUAGUGGUGUACCGGAAUGGGGACCCUUUCUUCCCAGGCCGCCAGCUGGUGGUCACUCAACACCGGUUCCCCACCCUGGAGGCCUUCCUCAGCGAGGUGACAUCGGCUGUGCAGGCCUCACUGGCCGUGCGCGCCCUGUACACUCCUUGUCAUGGCCACCCUGUCGCUGACCUGGCCGACCUGCAGAACGGAGGGCAGUAUGUGGCUGCUGGCUUCGAACGAUUCUGCAAGCUCCACUACUUGCCCCCUGGAGGGAAGGAUCUAGGUGGGAAAAGCAGCAGACUACCAUGUUGUCCUGUGACUCAGCACCCAGGUGACGGGGCCCUUGGAUGGAGGCUGCCUGCAGGUGCCCCCUGCUAUAUCCAUGUGUUCAGGAAUGGGGACCUGUUAAGUCCCCCAUUUGGGCUGAAGCUGUCCCAGGCUGCCAGCGAGGACUGGGAAACGGUGCUGAAGCGCCUGACGGAGAAGGCCAAGUUACAGAGCGGGGCUGUGUGCAAACUCUGCACCCUGGAGGGCCUCCCGUUGUCAGCAAGGGAGGCUCUGGUGAGCGGCCGUUACUAUGUGGCUGUUGGAGAAGAUGAAUUCAAGGCCCUCCCCUACCUGGAGCUGCUGGUGCCUAACCCCUCACUGCCCAGGGGCUGCUGGCAUCCUCGAGACCCAAAGUCUAGGCCCCACAAGCAGGGGGCCCAUGGCCACAGGACACACACAACCCAACCCUCUCCGAAGAAACCAAGCCAAACUGAGCCAUCUGCUUUCUAUGCCAGACCCCCACAGGCUACUCAGCCAAGAAGCCUGCUCCCCGCGCUCUCAUUCCCAUCAGGAGUGUAUGGGGCUCCCCACCCAAGGAAGGAAACGGAAGGGGCCCAGGAAGUAGCCGAUGAUACAGACACCUGGACAGAGGAGCCCUUGGAUCAGAGGACAGCACAGAUAGUGGACGAGGCCCUGCCCCUGGAAAGCCAGCCUGGAGCUGGGGCAGCUAUCUCCACCUCAGACCCUGCUCCUUCAUCUUGAGAGCCACAGCCCCAGCCAGGAACCGGGACCACCACUCUGCAGCCACACUUUAUCCUCAGCCCCAGCAGCCUGUUCUAGAGGAACCAGUGCCUCCCCUGGGCUUGUAGAAUAUGCUUCAGCCCCCUCAGCCCCUACCCAGUCUUCUGCUUCUAAGCUCACAGCCCCGU